CAAUAUGGCUGUUGCUGCUUUUUCUCAAGGCAGUAGUACAGGAUAGGACAUUGUUCUACAGGAGGUCUAAUGGAUAUAGUAUAUAUAUACAUAUUAUUUUUUUUCAAUUAAUUUGUACUAUAGUUCAAUCAUGAUUUUUUCGAGGUCAGCUAUUUAAUCGAGUUUUUCAUAACUUUUUACAUAAGAAAAAAGGUUGUGAUUGGAUGAUAAAACGUUGAUUGAAUUUAAUAAGUCUACAAUAAAAAACAAAGUCAAUUAAUAUUAGGAGAAAUUAUACAAAAAUCUAUUUUUAUUUGUUAAGGUAUAAAUAAAUAUUUUAUGGUGAGAUCAGAAUCAAUGAAUUUUGAUUAUCUACAUUGUUUCGUCUUAUAAUUAAAUUGUGAUUGCAAAGUGUUAAGUGUUGGAAUCCGAAAGAUACAUUUGAGACUGUGUUUGUGGUAAUUAUUGUUAUUACUCCAAAGCUGAUUUGACAUCAAACUAUUAUUAACCUUUCUUGUGAUAAAUCUACUUGUAAGAAUGAACUGUAAUAUUCUUCUACGAAAAAAAAUAUCAGUACAUGCAUAUCAUUCAAUUAUUUUUGAAUGUAAUGUCCGACAUAUGUAUGUCUUCAACUUGAAUAAGUAAAAAUAAAACGGCUCUGCUUUGAUGAGAAUGCAAUAUUAGAGAUAAAUAUGGAAGUUAUUAAAAUAUCACGAGAAAUUGUUUAUGAAGGAUGGUUAAUUAAAUCUCCUCCUACAAAACUUUGGAGAGCAGUGAGUAUUCGUUGGAGAAAACGAUGGUUCGCAUUACGUCACAGUGGUGAAUUACCAGGACAAUAUUUUUUAGAAUAUUACACUGACCGAAGAUAUCGUAAACUUAAAGGCCACAUUGAUCUAGAUCAAUGCGAACAAGUUGAUGCUGGUUUAAGGUUUGAAAAUCGAAAACAAAAAUAUCAGUAUAUGUUUAAUAUAAAAACACCAAAAAGAAUAUAUUAUCUAGUGGCGGAAAGUGAAGCUGAGAUGAACAAAUGGGUUGAUGCAGUAUGUCAAGUUUGUGGUCUAAAAGCAUACACUCAAGAUGAAGAACAGCCAUUAUUUCAGUUUGAACCUCAAGAAUCACCUCCGAUAUCACCGGCAAGCACAAUUUCUGGUCCUUAUAUACCGAUAAGCGAGUGUAUUUCAGGACGACGCUUGAAUGAUAGUUCAACUCAUUUACAAAUAACUCAUAAUAAUGAGCAUUACGAUGCUCCACGAAAACUUGUACCAUCUCCUCCACAAUCUCCAACUACCACAGAUGCAGAAAGUGUAUUCACUGAUGAUGAAUGGACAGCAUCAAUUCCAAACGUCAAUUGGGAUACUUUUCCAUCAUCAAGUGAUCUUAAACCUCCUCAUAGUUCGAUAGAUAUAGAUAUCAGUUCAUGGAAUAUUUGUAAGCGUUUCGGUAAACUAAAAAUGACUGAUUCUGCUUCAACAACUGGAGGAAAAUCUUCAAUACCACCUAGACCACCAAAACCAUCUCAUAUCAAUUCAGAAAACUCUGGGCACAAUUAUACAAAUUUAGAUAGCACGACUGAAAGUUCUAAACCAACUACACCGACAACACCAGCACCUUCUACACCUGCUAAAAUCGGCGAUGAAACUUAUGAUUUUCCGCGUCAUCAUCGAUCAAAUUCAACUAAUACAUGGAAUGCAAACAAUGUCGCUGAAAAUUUACCUAAACAUUUUUAUAGCAAUGCUGCACCGUCAAUCAUGGAUGAUGGUGUUUUUCGAUAUGAUUUCCACGAUGAUGAGCCAUCAAGUCCAUACUCCGAAAAUUCAACCACCGCAACGUAUUCUAAUCUAGCAAGUCCUUUGGUCAAAGAUGCACAAUACACACCAAGAUUUUUGUUACCUCCACCAAUUGUUAAUCGUGAAUUGAAACCAGGAAGAAAAAUGAGUGAUUCGAUUUCCAUUGGUAAAGAUGAAUUAACACCUGGAUCAAUUUCAUCUACAAAUGACACGAGUCCUGGAGAGCAUUUAUCGGUAGAACCACCCAGUAUUAAUCGAAAAUUAAAACCAACAUUAGCACAAAUUUCAACGAAGAAACAAUUGCAUUUAGCAUCACCGCCAGAUAAAAGGAAAAAUCGAGUCUUUCCGAAUUCACCAUCACCUGUUCAUGGAUACGGAAUAAGACAUCAUUCAACAUCAGAUGAAGAUAAUACCACAAAUGAUGACAAAGAAGAGCAGAUUUAUUAUUAUCAAGAUCAUGAUACUUUCAUUCCGGCAUCCGAUCGACAAUUGGUAGUUUUACAGUAUUUAGAUCUAGAUUUAGAAACGAAUGAUAAUUUCCAUUCAUCAUCUUUACCAACCACACAAGUGUCACCAAAUACCACAGUUUACAAAACUGUAGACUUUUUGAAAACGGAUGCUUUUAAUCGAACAAGACAACGUGUUGAAGAAGAAAGAAAACGUACAGAUUAAUUGAACUGAAUCAUUCUAAAUAUGAUUCUCUUUCUAAUCCAUGAAUUCUAAUAGAUGAACUAAUUUCAGUCCAAAUAGAUGAACAGUAUUUUUGGCUGUAAAGAUUGCGAAAAAGGUAAUCUUUACUUUUUUGUAUACUAUUUGUGUAUGUACAGAAUAUGAAUGAGCCCAAGUAGUACAAUUUUUUUUCUGUUGAUCAUUUUGCUCAAAUUUAAUAAAAAAAUUUAGAAAAGUUUAUAGCUUCGUAAAAAAUGAAAAUCAUAUUAAAGUGAAUAUAUUAAUAGGAUAAAAAUCUGACUACUAGGGAAGUUUGCUAAUGAAAAUGAUGCAGUGUUAUUUUUAUUAUUAAAUAUUUAUAAAAUUUUAUAUUAUUAUUACUUGAAAGCAUUUUUUGAUUCAAUCAUAUAUCUUAAUCAUAAAACAAUUUUUACUAUUUAGGUUUACUAAUUCUUACAAUCAAAUAUUAUGGUGAAUUUCCAUAGUAUUUAUAUCAUUUUAAGCUAAGUAUAAUGAAGUUCAAUAAAAUUGUAUAUUAUAUAAGGUUCUCUCUUAGAAAAUCUCAACGAAUCAAGAAAUGCCCGAUUUUUUUUUAUUAUUUUUCUACAACAUUUAAAAAUUUUACAGUUAAAAUAAAAUUAAAAUGAUCGACUGCCUUUAAUUAAAAUUCAUUUAAUUUAAUUGAAAACAGCUAUCAAGCUGUACCAAAAUGUACGUC
Chelonus insularis is the source of this 3153-nucleotide messenger RNA. It is a transcript of the gene dos, whose product is annotated as daughter of sevenless. Gene Ontology annotation, molecular function: signaling adaptor activity. The transcript is spliced from 7 exons. The coding region runs from base 672 to 2438 and encodes 588 amino acids. NCBI's taxonomy places the organism in Eukaryota, Metazoa, Arthropoda, Insecta, Hymenoptera, Braconidae. The record is from RefSeq and is a predicted model, not a curated record. Gene Ontology annotation, cellular component: cytoplasm. Gene Ontology annotation, biological process: signal transduction.